Messenger RNA from Penicillium antarcticum, 1629 nucleotides. RefSeq names its product putative pH signal transduction protein PalI. The transcript is spliced from 2 exons. The record is from RefSeq and is a predicted model, not a curated record. Gene Ontology annotation, cellular component: plasma membrane; cell division site; growing cell tip. The coding region runs from base 1 to 1629 and encodes 542 amino acids. NCBI's taxonomy places the organism in Eukaryota, Fungi, Ascomycota, Eurotiomycetes, Eurotiales, Aspergillaceae.
AUGUUGCUCAAGCCCGCGACACCCCUCACUAUCCUACUGCUGAUCGCAUUUGCGCUCCUACUGCUGUCAUGCCUGUCAACCCCCAUUAUUAAGGGAAUUCCUUUGGCAACUUUUAAGGACGUCGAUUACGGCGUCUUUGGAUAUUGUAAAGGCAAUGCUUGCACCAAUAUUCAUGUGGGAUACACCAGCAAUGAUAUUAACAGCACCGGUGAUGACUUCAAUCUCCCCUCCAGUACCCGCAAAUCGCUCUCCUCGAUCCUCAUCAUUCAUCCAGUCGCCGCAUUCCUGACCCUCAUUUGUCUCUGUCUGGCGGCCGCGGCUCACUUCCAUAAGCCCUCCCACUCGCCGCGCUUCCUGUUGGCGCUCCUUAUCCUGCUCUUGCCAACACUGCUCGUGACUCUCUUGGCAUUCCUGGUGGAUAUUUUGCUCUUCGUACCGCAUCUAGGAUGGGGUGGCUGGAUCGUCCUAGCGGCGACCAUCAUUCUGGUCUCUUGUGGGGUGGUCACCUGUGCCAUGCGCCGGACCCUUGUGAGCCGCAAAGCAAGGAAGCGCCGUAUCGCGGAGAAUGCUGAGAUGAGCGGAGAGAACUAUUACAACCGACAGAAUGCGACUGCGCCUCCGGUGCCUGCUCCCCCCGCUUCCGAGACCAAAGAAGCCCUUGUGACUGGGUCUCCGUCCUUCGAGGCUGGUCCGACCUUUGCGACUUUCAACACGGAGCGCCGUGACAGCGAUGACGACCGCACUCCGCUCAACACCCAGACCCCCAUGAACGACAUGCCCUCACCUCCAGACCGUCGCGGAACCCCCUACGGCGCGCAAGAUGAGCUGGGCAACAUGCCAUCCCAGGGUCCCUACGGUGGCGGCCCAAUGGCGCGCAAUCCGUCCGACCCCCGGAUUCGUCCUCAAUACUCCAAUGGCAGCAUGGGCUCUCAACGGGGAGGUGCGCCGCCUGGCUUUAAUGGACGCGGACGUGGUGGAUAUCCCCCCAGGGGCGGUUAUGGACGCGGGGGACCCUACAUGGGACCCCGUGGACCUUCCCCUGGCCAACGAGGUGGCUACAUGGGACCUUCUCCUCCCCGCGGAGGUCGCGGAGGCAUGAUGCCGCCUCGGGGCCCACCCGCUGGCUAUGCCGGCGCCCCUACUAGCUUUGAUGCACAUGGCCGGUCUGUGUCACCUCCCCAGAACGAUCCGUACGGCUAUGGACCUUCACCGGGUCUGAUGCGCCAGCCAUCUCCAGGUCCAAUCGGUAUGGCCGUGUCACCGGAGACGGUUGGUCAAGCCAUUGAGAUGCAACCUCAAUCCCGGCGUUACGAUGUGCCUGAGGCUGGCCAACGCAUCAGUGGUGGUCCUCAUGCGCUGUCGGUUGAAGGCCAACAUGCUCCUCUCGAAAGUCCGACGAGCAUGUACAGUCGACCUGAGUCCUACAUCCCUCCGCGUUCGGGUUGGAAUGCCAAUGAUCGUCAGACCCUGUCCUCGCGACCAAAUGGAUCGCCUCAGCCAGCUGGUCACAUUGGUACAAACUACUACGAAGACGUGGAUCCGCGUUUCGCUCGUCGACCAUCGCCUCAGAACGAUGCCCCGGUUCCUUCAUCUUUAAUGCCCGGAGGUCCUCACUGUAAAUACCCAUAG